Molecule: messenger RNA, 2446 nt
Organism: Blepharisma stoltei
Lineage: Eukaryota; Ciliophora; Heterotrichea; Heterotrichida; Blepharismidae
Source: the annotation of a GenBank genome assembly
AUGGAGGUGAAGAAUAUCAGAGAAGUUGUCUUAGAACAAAAUCAAGAAAUUUGUGUAGUAAAUCCAUGGCAAAGUGAUAAAGCUACGACAGACAUUUGGUAGUGGGUUGAUUCCAAGAUUGACUCCUUGAUGGGAAAUCGACACAUGCCGCCAUUUUAAUAUGUAUAAAGUGAAAAAGCUACUGACUCUCCCCUUCUGUGAGUGAACAAAACCAUUAGAAAAAAUCCCUAUUUUUUGCCCAAAAACCCACCCAACGUGAGUGAACCAAAAUUUUUUAUGAAAAAAAAAAUUGAUAUAUAAGUGAUAAUUAGUAUAAUGAAAUCUCGAGCUAAUUCUGUUUAAUUUUAAACAAAUUGCGUUUUAAAACAUAAAUUUUAUAAAUUAAAUUAAUAUUUGCUUCCCAAUUUUUAUGCAAAUUAGAAUUUUUUUAAAAUUUCGAAAAAAAAAUUUUCUAUAAAAUUUAUAUAAUUUUUUUUGUUCACUCACAGGGGGGGAGUGAGGAAUAUCUAAAGAACCUUUUAGGAGAAAAUGAGGCAGAAAAAUCAGAAGUUCUAAAAAGAGAAUUUGGAAAUGAGGAAAUGAAAAAAUUUGUGAGAUUUUUAAUUUAUAAUCAAAAAAGCCGAAUUGAAAGUAUAGAAGAGUUGGAAAUCAUUAUACAGAAUUAUAAAAAUCAUAUUGAAACUGAAAGAGGACAAAUCGAUGAUUCUGUAGAAGAUUCUCAAAAAGCCGGGAAUAAGCCAAGAUCUCCUAUAAAAGUUGAAGAAAUGGGUUCUGACAUAGAAAUCAACGAAGGAUUAACUGAUAGAAGCAUAGAAACAAAUGAAACAGCUCGCUAUUGAACCUCGCUAGUUGAAGAUCAAAAAUCAUCCUCUUCUUCAGAUGAAGAAAAAGCUCAAAAAUCUUCAUUAAUCCCAUUAAAAAAAUUCAAUAUACCCCUUGAAUUUUUUUAGAUCAUAACUGGCUAUCCAUUUAAUUUGUAAAAUUAAAGUGCACUUAUCAGCUUUUUUGAAAAGUAAAAACGAAAUUGCAAAUCUCCGCUUAUAGGUUCAAGAUACCUAACCAGGCUUAGAUUGUAUAAGACAGACGUCCUGGACCAUAUUUUUUUUAAAAGUAUUAUAGCGAUCUAAUAUGGUACAUAAAUUAUACAGCCACUUAUUCAUCUUCUGAUGAUCCAGCCCGCUUAACCCAAGAAUGUGAUAUUUCUUUUCAUGUAGAUGGUCUAACUGAGGAAAUUUCAUUAUUUUCUGAAAUUUAUCAAGUCCCCUCUAUUGAGUUACCUGCUAAUGAGCUUUCAAACGAGCUAUCUGAAGUCAAAGUCUCAAAGUAAUUUUAAUAUAGCCCUACUCUUGACAUAAAAUUAUGCACUUUGACAACAGUUCCAUUUGGAUGGGUUGUUCAACGAAAAAUAAGUGAUUUUUCAUGGUUUCGCGAUAUGCUGACUACUUCUUAUGCGGGCGUUUAUGUUCCUCCACCAAUUCCUAAAGUUAGCAAAAAAAAUAAAGAAGAUGCAAUAUUUUAUUUACAAAGAUUUAUAAAUGAUGUAAUUUCUCAUCCACUGCUUAGAAGAUCCCCAUACCUCCUUGGCUUUCUAAAAGAAAAUACUAAAGAAGGCUUUACGCUUUUCCAAAAGCAAUCAAAACGCCUAAAGUCACCAAAAAACGUUGAGGCGAUGUUUUCAAUAAACCCUACUUCAAACUGUGACAGUUCGCUUAAUUCAAAUUUCUCUAAAUGCCUAACUGAUUAUAUCAAAAAUACUCAACAUGUCCAGAAAACUAUUAUUAAGCUAUCUAAUCAGUUCGAGAUCCAAUUAAGAGCCACUAUGUCAACUCUCAACAGACUUGCAUAUAAUAUCAAGCAGCUUGGAAAAAUGCAAGAAAUUCUUCCUAACAACAAAUAUCAGUCAGAUUUAUACUCUUCCUUAAGCAGCGCUUUAGAAAUCUGGGAAAAAGUCGAUAACGAAAGAAUAAAAACAGUUAAAGACCGCCUUUGCAAGCUUUUUGAGUAUUCUUACAACGAGUCCAUCCAGCUAUCCGGUUUAAUAAAGAUAAGAGAAAAUUCUUAUCAAGACUACUCAAAAUAUGAAAAAAAACUAAUGGACAAAAAAGGAAAACUAUGGGAGCAAGGAGAUCCUUACAAGUGGUGGGAAAGCUCAGAAGAAGUCUAUAUGGACAUCGACAAGUUAAAAAAUGAUAAAGAGUACGCAUAUUCUAAGAUGAUGCAAAAAGAAACGAAGGUUUUAGAAGAUCUGAAAAACAUUUAUGGGUUUUAUAAUUAUAAGCUGCAAGAUGAAACUUUUAGGCUAUUGAAGUAUGUGACUAUAAGAAAUUGUGAAAACUUCAAAGAGUUUUCAGAUCAUGAAUGGAAUAUAGCGGAGAGGCUGAAGGAUGGCUGGACAGAGUUUGGGGAAAAGCUAGACAAGUUCAAAAUGGAAGUGCUCGCUAAUUAA